This is a messenger RNA of Pelagomonas calceolata, 3367 nucleotides long. The record is from the annotation of a GenBank genome assembly. Lineage: Eukaryota; Pelagophyceae; Pelagomonadales; Pelagomonadaceae.
GUAUAACAUAAAUAAUGAUUACUUUGAGACAUUUCAAGAGCCCCCCAUCCACUGCGCACGGCCCCCAAACGAACUACUCAUCAAACUAAUUAGAGCAAGGGGCCUGCGGGCGCUCGAACACGGACUCUUUGGUCAAGUAACUGCGGAUCCAUUUGUCAGAAUGCAUUUAAGCGGUGAAAUACACGAGUCGAGAGUUUCCCACCGAACGUCAUGUCCGAUAUGGAAUGAAAGGUACAGGAUGCGCACCCCUGACUCUGUAGAAUCUUCACUGAAAGUCAUAGUUUUCGACUGGAAUCUUGGAAGUCUUCCGAAUGUACUAGGCAUGACGGACAUAGCUUUGAGCUUACUAAUGAAUCGCAGGACCCUUCGGCGAUGGUUUCCACUCAAUGUUGGCGGCGAUAAGUGCUUCACGGGUCACUGCGGGGAAGUUGAGCUUGCCUUGCGUUGGAUACAUAAUCCUGAGUUUUCUCCCCACGACGACGACGACGAUUAUUUCGAUUUGGUGCCCAAUUGCCUCAAAUUCGCAAUAGUUCGGGCGCAAGGGUUCUGCGGGGAGUGCAACUCACUCACAACAGCAUCGCUUCAUGCUUCGCAUGAAUUUGGCGCUCCAGCGUCUAAUUUGAGUGCAACUCAUAGGACAGCCCAUUCGACCACACGUAUCGAAAAUACCCGAAACCCUAUUUGGAACGAACACUUUCAAUUUCCGUACUACACACCAGAAGGGCCAGAGCACAGAAGCGCCGGCUGUGGUUCCGUACUUGCUAUCGAGCUUCUUGACCAUACGCAUAUUGGUACCUUGGGCUCGUUGGGUGUAGCUGCAAUAGACAUAAGUUGUCGCCCUCGUCGCUCCUGGGUACACGCUGGGUCUGACCACAAGCUGGAGCUCGAUUUGCUGUGGACUUAUGAUCCCCUCCUGGAGCCCGAGGUCGUCUUGCGCGUGCCGUGGCUGAGCCUUUCUCAAUUCGCCUUGUCGUUGUGCAAAAAUGACUAUACUGUGUAUUUACGACUGGAUGUUGGCGGAUGUGUCGCACGGACAUUUGCGACUAGAUUUUCUGGCAAGAGUGCGGACGUAGUGUGGCCUGACGACCUCGUACUGACCUCUACAAUGCGCUCGCUGAUUGAGAAGCGCAUAGAAGUGUGUUGCUUCUUGCGGGUCGCACACCCAGGCGGUGUCAACGACACGUUGAUUGGCCGCGUGGAGUUAUGGUGGCCCCACAGCUAUUUAUAUGAUACAGUAACAAGACAGCGACGACCUUGCUUCCCUCGGGAAUUUUUCGUUCAAACGAACAUGCGGAGUGGAAGCACAAAUUGUGUGGCAUCGAGGCUUGCGCUCCUACUGACAGUGAGUAACUGGUCGCCGGACCUCAAAAACUCUGUCUCCCGAAAUGACGAAUUGUGUUUUGACAUUUUUGAUGACAAUGCGGGAGAACACCUUGGAAGAUGCGCUUUGUGUAGCACAAUGUUGAAGGAAAUAAAAGCCAGAUCCUGGUUAGAUAAUGGUCCAUUGUGUUCUGUUAAUGGACAGCCCAGUAGUUUCAAAUUGGCCCCAUGGUCCACUCGGCAUGCUGCGGUGGCGGCAUCCAACGCUAGUAGUCAAAUUGUUCUUGCCCUCAGCACUCGUCUGAACUACUUCAGCGUCUCUCGGUCAGGGCGGAUAAGCCAAAAUCCAACUGUGACCAGCGGCAAGUUGAGUAUCAUGCAACCGAGUAUUCAAAUUGCAAAAGAUACCAUCUGUGCUGUGCUACAUGCAGCUUGGAGGUUCAUACUAGCUGGUAGACAUACUAUUCUGCACGUGAUAGACGGAGUCGGCCUUGGUGCAUCUCCUGAUUCUCCCAAUACCACGCAUGGUCCUGAAAGCUGCCCCAUUUCUUCAGCUGCCUACUGCAUGGUACGCUACGACAGCGUUGAGCUUGGAUGCACCAGUGUUUGUGCGCUUGAAACCGAUACUUGUUGGAAUGCACUGAUCCCAGUACCUCCUGCCCGUCUCAUUGUAGUGGAGGUUUACGAUUGCUUUCCAGCUCGCCUACCCGAAGAAGGCACUUCGCUUCGUGGGAAAGUAACGCUGUCGCCGGCACAGCUCCUAGAGCUUCGCCAGAUCACGCGACGCCAGUCUGGACAACAGCGACGUGCUUAUUUGCACCAACAAAUUUAUACGGAUGUGAAAGUUGAUUAUAGCAUGUCACAUCACAAAGCAGAUCGCGAGGACAAGGAAGACAACAAAAUCACCGGCCAAAUGAUCCCAAGAGUCCUGUUGUCGAUGACAGACAUGGCAGCCACUGAACUCCCAGCUUUGACAACCUCGUCGAGUUUGCUUGGCCGUGCGUUGCGCACAACGCAACUGUCAUACGUCGUACUCCGACUACUAGACAGAAAGGCUCGGUCAUCAACGACAAGAGUCGCGGGGAAGCGCGCUCUGUGGAAGAACGACAGCGCAUCGAUCGUUGUAGAUGAGUCAAUGUUGAGCGAGGAACCACUACAUGUGCAGAUCUGGAGCGAAAGAACAGCACUUCCAGAUAAUCUACUGGGUGAGUCGCAGUGCAUAAAUCAAUUUUCACUACGUGGGGGACACCCGACUCGCUGGUUGAUUUGCACACAGGUGAAUCGCGUACCCGGCUCGAUGCUGUCAUCAGUGCCAAAGGCAAACCAACCCCAACCACAUUCGAGAUGGGGCGACCCGGUCAUCGUCACCAGGGGAUACUAUCAUGCUCACUCAGCUUUGAACGACAACAAAAGUCAGUUGAACAACACGGAUCUAAUGCGUCGAGGAACCUGGCAGUUGUCAUUGGCCUUGCAGCAACUAUAAAUCAUCAUGCUGAGGCGGCUUCAGAAGCUACUUCCCGUGUGAUAAAACGCAUUUCUCGGCGAAAACCGGACGGCUGUGCUGGCCAUAUAGGAGACUUGGCUCGCUUUGCGUUGGACGAGGAGAUAUGCAACAACAAAGGACGGAGAAGUAAAAUUUUUGUUUCCGCACAGGCAGCUUUUCUCGCCCUCGCCAACCAAAGGCAGGCAAUCGUUGAGAGGAAAGGGGACCCUAGUAUAGUCAACAGCUUCGGCGAAGAACUUGCUGAUGAAACCUAUCACGCCCCACAUGGUGGCAAGGCAGCAUCAGAAAUUGAGAACCACAUAACGCUCUCCUCCAGCGAUGCUGGCGUUCAUAGUGGCGUUGAUUCAGUGACAGGAAUGCCUUGGAGAGCGAACAACUCGGGGUUUCGUUGUUUCUUUCUAGGGUUUCCUGCUUGAGAAUUUCUAAAACACCCCGUGGGACGUUUUUCUCUUGACAGCGAUCCCCCAAAUGUUAUAAUAAGGGCCAACGGGGCCGCAUCCUAGCCUAGCCCUCUUGUGCCAUACCUAAGUAUUGUCCUUUUUU